Messenger RNA from Dimorphilus gyrociliatus, 1331 nucleotides. The record is from the annotation of a GenBank genome assembly. NCBI's taxonomy places the organism in Eukaryota, Metazoa, Annelida, Polychaeta, Dinophilidae.
AAAUAACCUAAUUUAUGAAUAUUCAUAAAAGGAAGUAGGCUUAUAACCAAGAAAUAUUCUAUAAUACAUGCUUUUCUCAUCGUUCACUUCAGAUAGAAAUCUCGCUGUUUAAAAAAGAAAAAAAAGGACUAAAAAAAAAGUAUAAAAAAGAAAGAAAGAAAAAAUUUUAUGCUAGAAAUUAUGUCUGAAAAUAGUAAAAUGCAGUUAACACCAAUAGAUAUUAUCAGGAAAAGUGCAGGUUAUUUAGCUGGAGUUUGUGGAGGAUGUGCUGGAUUAGUGUUUGGACAUCCUUUUGAUACUAUUAAAGUACGACAACAGACCUUAGGAGGUAGUUGUGGUACAAUAGCAAAUUGCUUAAAAAUAUCACUUACCAUUGAAGGACCAAGAGGAUUGUUUAAAGGAUUAGCAUUUCCGCUAGUGUCUGUUGGACUAUUGAAUGGUUUGUUUUUUGGAGUCUAUGGGAACAUAAGACCAUUUGUUGGAAAUACUUACUCCGAUAUGUUUAUCGCUGGAGGAAUAGCUGGAGCCGUUCAGGGAAUACCCGGAUGCACAAUCGAAUUAAUAAAAGUUAAACUUCAGAGUCAAAUGGGAGGUAAAAAUCGUUAUCAAGGACCAUAUGAUUGUUUUCGUAAAAUAUAUAUGGAAUACGGUAUACGCGGCUGCUUUAAAGGACUGCCCGCUACAAUUUGUAGAGAAGUGAUUGGUUUCGGAAUAUAUAUUACAACAUACGAGGCAUUGUGCAAGUAUGGAACACCAGAGGGACACCAACAAACUCCGAUUAGAGUGAUGCUAAUUGCUGGAGGUUUGGGAGGAGUUUUUUCAUGGAUUGGAAAUAUACCAAUGGAUAUAAUUAAAAAUCGUCUUCAAGCAGAUGAUAUGAAAUCUCCUACGUAUAGAAACUCAUGGCAUUGUAUAGUAGCCAGUUUUAAGAAAGACGGAGCAAGAGUAUUUUGGAAAGGCUUACCGAUUACCUGUAUAAGAGCGUUUCCCGUAAAUGCUGUAACAUUUGCAGUUUAUUCCCAAUCGUUUGCAGCAAUUCAAAGACUGUAGAAGAUAUAUUAAGUUAGCUUUUUUAUUAUAAAGCUAUGCGAUAAAAAAAAAUCUCAUUGAUUUAUUAACCUUAUUUUUGGACGAAGCGUUGUAUUUAUUAUAUAUUUUCAACGUUCCAGAGUGUCCGUCGUAUAAAUUGCGGAUAUUCCGCAGCUAAUUUGUUACUUUUUGCUGAAGAGGCACAAUCAUUAAGAUCAUUGUCGUUUCCAUUCAUAUUUAGCGAAGAGUAUUUAUCUUUUUGUAAAAGAUAAUUAAAGACUAUAAUUACGAUAGAAUAAGUG